CUUAUGGGCGUGGUCUAGUCUAAAGGGGAGGGGUUUUUUUUUAGUGCGUGUGUGUUUGUGUGCAUGUAUGUGUGAGUGUUCUCCCCGGGCGCAUGAGAUGAGCCGCCUGGAGUCUUUGCAGUCACUGUUUUCGCCUCCUCCUCUUGUCUCCGUCUCACUGUCCAGUCCGGGAAUGAAACCUUGGAGUGAUCCAGUGCUGCCGAGUGUCCCUCCAUCUCCACACUACCACUCUACGUAUUUGGCUCUGGGGGCCGUAGCCUGCUUCAACUGAACGCAUUUGGAAGUAAGGUUCUCCUCUGUCCACCUUGUUUUGAAACUGAUCCAACUGGGGAAAUAAUACAAAAGUACCGAGAAACAUAAAACAUGGCUGUGGCUGGAUGUCCGGAUUAUUUCCUACAUCAUCCAAAUUAUCAGCAGGACAAUAUAGACCGGUCAUCCACUCACAGACAAGCUGACCUCAUUGGUUCUCCAAGUCAUCAAGAGGAUGACGUUGAUCUGGAGGCCCUGGUGAAUGAUAUGAACUCUUCGUUAGAGAGCCUGUACUCCACCUGCAGUGGUCAGCAGACGGAGUCCACUCCACUAAUUCACAGCGGACAGACCUCACACCAUCACCACCACCACCAUCAUCACGCACAGCACAACCAGCCACGGCAUGGUCAGCACUCACACGCUUUAAGCCACAUCUCCGCAGAGCCGCUCUCCUCCUCCUCGUCGGUGGACUCGCCCCAAACUAGCUUCCGACGGUCACAACCCGUGCACAUCCUCGCUGUCAGGAGGUUGCAGGAAGAGGAGCAGCAGCUGAGAACAUCAUCUCUCCCAGCCAUCCCCAACCCCUUCCCCGAGCUCUGCAGUCCUGCAAGCUCACCUGUUCUGAGUCCGGGGUCCCUACCUCCCGGAGAGCCAUCUGCUGGCACAUAUAUUGUAAAGAUCUUUAGUGAAGAUGGCAUUGGUAAAGUGGUGGAGAUCCCAGCCGACAUGACAGCCAGGGACCUGUGCCAGCUCUUGGUUUAUAAAAGCCACUGUGUAGACGACAACAGUUGGGCACUUGUUGAGCACCACCCACUGCUAGGGCUAGAGCGCUAUCUAGAAGACCAUGAGCAGGUGGUUCAGGUCCAGACCUCUAUGACCAGCGACAGUAGAUUCCUGUUCAGGAAGAACUAUGCCAAAUAUGAAUUCUUCAGAACCCCCCUGACAUUUUUCCCGGAGCACAUGGUUGCAUGGUGCCAGGAAACCAAUCGCACGAUUCCACCAUCUCAGCUCCUUAAGAACUUUCUAGCAACCAGCAGCUAUCCGGAGAUCCAGGGGCACCUGUAUGUGAAAGACGUGGGUCGGAAGUCAUGGAAGAAAGUUUACAUGUUCCUGCGGCGCUCAGGACUCUACUGUUCUACAAAAGGAACCUCAAAGGAGCCCAGACAUCUACAGUUACUAGCAGACCUAGAAGACAGCAACAUCUUCACUGUCAUCACAGGCAAAAAGCAGCACGGUGCACCCACAGACUACGGGUUCUGCAUCAAGCCCAAUAAAGGUCGAGGGGAGUUGAAAGAUUUGAGGAUGCUGUGUGCUGAGGAUGAACAGGGCAGGACCUGUUGGAUGACUGCCUUCCGACUCUUUAAGUAUGGGAUUGUACUGUACCAGAACUAUAAGAUUCCUCAGCAAAGGAAAACUUUACUUUCACACUUCUCAGCACCUGUGCGGAGUGUAUCAGAGAACUCCCUUGUGGCAAUGGAUUUCUCAGGGAGGAUAGGCAGGGUGAUUGACAACCCUGUGGAAGCUCAGAGCGCUGCCAUGGAGGAGGGACAUGCAUGGAGGAAGAGGAGUCAACGAAUGAACAUAUUAGGCUCCCACAGUCCACUGCACCACUCCUCAAUAAGCUCAGUCAUCCACAUAGCUCAGCUGUGGUUCCACGGCAGGAUAACCAGAGAAGAGUCCCAUCGCAUUAUCCAUCAGCAGGGACAAGUAGACGGGCUGUUUCUGCUGAGGGUCAGUCAGAGUAACCCCAAGGCGUUUGUACUCACACUGUGCCAUCACCAGAAAAUCAAACAUUUCCAAAUACUACCGUGUGAAGAGGAUGGCCAAGUCUUCUUCAGCCUUGACGACGGCGCCACCAAAUUCACCGACCUGAUUCAGCUGGUGGAGUUCUACCAGCUCAACAGAGGAGUGCUGCCUUGUAAACUCAAACACCCGUGCACAGUUGUGGCCUUAUGACGUCUUUGGAACAACUGACCCCUGUCACUUGACCUGACUCUCCCUAAAACAAACAAAACCAGAAGAAUCUUUUUUGUUGGGUGAUUCUUUUGUGUUAACGUUUAUAAGAAGCUGGUGAAUUGACUGUUUGAUUGUUGCCGUUUUAUAUUGUUGCGAGUCCGCCGGGGCCUGCGGACUUGUUGGAUUUUAUUGAAUUUGCAUGGAUGUUUGAAGAGUUGGAUGCGCAACCUGUCCAUGAUUUUUCUCAGUUAAGGAAAAGGAAAUGAACACUGCCAUUUGUGUCAAUGCUAUUGCAAAAUCUUCCACAAUGUACCCAUAGUCAUCAAUAAGCUUGGACCGAGAGACCCUCAAGUGUUUUUCACACAGCUCAAAUACAGGCUGUAUUUCCCUUAAACUGGACAAUCAGCAGGACAUUCAAGCUUUCGUGUGGACCACUCUGCUCUCUGAGAACAGACUUCAAACUUUUCAUCACACAUCCUCAAAGAAUAUAUUGUAAAUGGAAAGUUGAUUGUCUUGUAGUUUUGCACUCAUUGAACUGGGAGUGGCCUUAAUGGUGCAUGACCUUUUUGCUGUUGCAUUGUUUAACUGUGAGCUGGUGCUACGGCUCUCUAUUGUCAUAGGCAUGUAAGGACAUGUCCAAAAUCAACAUGGAGGAGAUCUGGAGGAACAAGAACCUGUCCUACUUUUGAAUCCUUUAAGAGUUGGAGACUUAAGACGUUUGUCACAUCAAACUACCCUGGAGAAGGAAGCUAAGGAAAAAUCUGGAACUAUUAAAACAAAGUAUUUUUUUUAACAAGGGACAAUAGAAAAAUCUGGAUUGUCUCAGAAAUUUAUUUGCUCAUCUCUGACCACACAGGGUUUAUUUUCUUAUUGAUACAUUCAUUACAUUUGUGUAUUGUCAUCGAUAUUCUCUUUAAUAAUAAUGUUUUCAGUCCGCUUUAUGAAUUCUUGAUAUUUGCAACUCUUCAUUAUUCACAUAAGCCACAAUAAGGUCAGUCUGUACUUGCUAUGCUUAUGCAAGCUUCUGUUCCCUAACGUAUUUCCCAGACAACUUCUACAAAAAACAAAAUGAGCAUGACUCAGACCAUGAUGUCAUUCAGGGUAACAUAACAAGUAAUAACCAUAGAACAACUGUAACCAGGUCGAGCUGAUGUGACUGUAAUGUUGAUAAUUGAAUCCGGUUAACUUUGGGAUAAAAUAGCAGGGCCAGCCAUAUUCAGUAGUUUUAUACGUUUUAUUUCACUGCAGUCAAAUGUAUACA
Molecule: messenger RNA, 3466 nt
Organism: Monopterus albus (swamp eel)
Lineage: Eukaryota; Metazoa; Chordata; Actinopteri; Synbranchiformes; Synbranchidae
Gene: grb10b
Product: growth factor receptor-bound protein 10b
Exons: 17
Coding region: 364-2205 (613 amino acids)
Biological process (GO): negative regulation of insulin receptor signaling pathway; negative regulation of Wnt signaling pathway; insulin receptor signaling pathway
Molecular function (GO): insulin receptor binding
Source: RefSeq, a predicted model, not a curated record